CCGUCGCCGAGAAGAAGCUGGCCAUGUCCGAAGAAGACGAGGGGCGCCUCAUGGACGCGUACAACGGCCUCGAAGCCUUUCCCGAGAUCGAGGCGGCCAUGGACGUCGUCGAGCGGGACGGGUCGGUCGACGCCUACGUCUUUUCCAACGGCACCGACGACAUGGUGCGUGUGUCGAUCGGGACAUCGCCGGGGCUGGCCCGGAUGAGCCGUGCUCUCGGCCCGGGUAAGCUGGUCACGGUCGAGGAGGCGCGGUGCUUCAAGCCCGACCCGCGGACGUAUGCCCACUUUGCGGAGAAGGUCGGCAUGUCGGGCCGGGAGGACGGCAUCUGGCUCGUCAGCUCGAACCCCUUUGACGCCCUGGGCGCUCGGGCGGCCGGGUGGCGCUCGGCGUGGAUCGACAGGUCCGGGACCGGAUGGAUCGAUGGGCUGGGCGGCGUGAUCGGUACCACCCCGACGAUUGUGGCCGUGGGCGUCGACGAGGCCGUCGAGCAGAUUGUCGGACUUUCCAAACCAAGGGCGUAAAGAGUUACGGUGCUUUUUUUCUUCUUCUUGUUUGUACGAUGGUAACCCACACACAGAGAUGAAGAGAGAGAAAGUUUCUGGCGGCAGCUUGCUGUAACCCUCUCCCCACAC
Molecule: messenger RNA, 635 nt
Organism: Colletotrichum destructivum
Lineage: Eukaryota; Fungi; Ascomycota; Sordariomycetes; Glomerellales; Glomerellaceae
Product: Putative HAD superfamily protein
Exons: 1
Coding region: 24-524 (166 amino acids)
Source: RefSeq, a predicted model, not a curated record